Molecule: messenger RNA, 911 nt
Organism: Jaminaea rosea
Lineage: Eukaryota; Fungi; Basidiomycota; Exobasidiomycetes; Microstromatales
Exons: 1
Coding region: 161-856 (231 amino acids)
Source: RefSeq, a predicted model, not a curated record
AUUACAGCGAGACAGAGGCAAAGGGAAGUAAGACGAAGGCUUUUAUCCAGGAUGAGGCUCGGAUACAUCACACAUUAUCCUCCGAUAAAUUAUACCCAAAUGCACCCUCAAGAGCCAGCGAGGGAGCGUACGGUGAAGUAGAUGCAGCGGGACUGCACGAAUGUACAAUGCUCCUCUGCGAGUCUUGAAGAGGCUCUCACUUCGUGAUCUCCCCGGGAGCCGCGAGCACAAUCUGCUCUUUGCGCUGAGCAAUGCCGCGAUGCGAGGGAGCGAGGGCAAGACGGGUCGAGGGCCAGGGCAACAUGUCGGACCGAUGCUCAGGUCGGAUGCCGCUUGCUCGCAAACAUCGGAGGUAUACGCGUCAUCAAGUCUCUUUUGGCUCAACGCUUCCUACACAACUCAUCAGCACAACCGCCACAUGAGGCUUGCUAUCGCCUACGUCCUUGUCGCUGCGCUCAUGGUGCAAGCGGACCACUACACCUGCAACUGGCAGGAUCAAGGCGUCCUUUCGCCGGCCACCUAUGGCUAUGAGCUCUACUGCCGCGCUUCGGCCAAGUUCUUGAACACCACGAAUGCCGAGUACUACUGCCCCGCGGGGCCAGGAUACAUACUCAAGGUCGCCGAUUACGGCUUUCUCGCUCCAGAGACCUUGGAGAUCAGGUCGCCCUGUGCCAAGAAUGGCUUUGCCAAUGAUUGCUCGUGGCUUUACUGGGGCGUUUGUGACGCUCCUUCAGACCAAAAGAGCGCGGACCCCUUUCACUGCAAGUAUCUCGGCCGACACGAUGAUUGUUCCUGGCCUACGAAGUUUGCUGCGGGCACGGAGCCCGCUACUCUGGACAUUUGGAGGAAGAAGUAGUGGCGGGCGGGAUUGUCGCUAUCUUGGUCGUCGGAACGACUGUGAAUGGCCGGAC